Molecule: messenger RNA, 2354 nt
Organism: Closterium sp. NIES-67
Lineage: Eukaryota; Viridiplantae; Streptophyta; Zygnematophyceae; Desmidiales; Closteriaceae
Source: the annotation of a GenBank genome assembly
UGAUGGAAGAAGACAAGCCAGGACCAGGCAUGGUGUAUGACAGAGCAAGAGGACAGUGGGAAGAACCUACAGCAACCGAGCGAGAACUGGCGAUGGGAUACAUACCAGGGGCAACAGCCGCACGAGGAGUACCAGAGCGAGAGCGAAGAGCCGCCCUGGGGCGGGCAAUGGAUCAGCAUGCAUUACGAAAAGGAAGGCCAGAGACAAUGGGAGGUGAGCUCGGAACUGGACAGCAAGGUGGCGGCAGAGAUACAGCAAGUUUUAGCAGAGCAUCGGAAGACCUUCGCAUACACCCUGCAAGAAUUGGGGAAGUGCAAGCUGCACGAGCUCGAGCUACCUCUGGACACCACGGUGCCCAUUUACCAGAGGAGGCGGCGGAUGAGCCCGGGAGACGAAGAGAUCUGUCGCGGCAAGUGCAGAGAGCUGCUAGAUGCAGGACUGAUACGGCCGUCAAACUCGGCAUACGCAGCGGCUACGGUGGUAGCAGCGAGGACAGACUUGACCGGAGAAGUACUGGCCAGGAGAAUGUGUGGUGACUACCGGGAGUUAAACCGCAUAACAAAAGCAGAUCGUUACAGCAUGCCCACGGCAGAGGAGAUCUUCGACAGGCUGGAAGGAGCGGUCAUCUUUUCAACACUGGACAUGCGGCAGGGGUUCAAUCAGAUAGUCAUUAGGGAAGAAGACAAAUGCAAGACCGCCUUCCAUGGCGUGGUUGGCCUGUACGAGUGGAAUGUAAUGCCAUUCGGACUGAGGAAUGCCUCAGCCGUGUUCCAGCGAGUCAUGGAUCAGGUACUGAAGACGGUACCAUCAGCAGCGUGCUACAUUGAUGAUGUGGUGAUCUACAGCAAGACGGAGGAGGAACAUGCGGAGCAUCUGAGAGCAACACUGGACGCGAUAGCAGCAGCGGGACUAAUUGAGGCAAAGGUGGCAGUGCUUGACAAGCUGGGGGCACCGAAGGACAAGGGAGCACUGAGGGCACUCCUGGGGUUUCUAAACUACUACCGACGCUCUAUCCCCAAUUUAAGCAAGAGAGCUCACCGGCUGAACCAACUGCUGAGGGAAGGGCAAACCUGGAAGUGGGGACCAGAGGAGGAACAGGCAAGAAGGGACCUGCUAGAGGCCAUUAAAGCAGGAACGGUACUACAGCUGCCAAGGAGAGACUUACCGUUCACGCUGUACACUGACUGGAGCAGCACGGGCAUGGGAGCAGUAUUGUGUCAAGAGGUAGAGGGAGAAGAGCAAGUGGUAGCGUAUGCCAGUCGAAGCUGCACUGCAACAGAAGCCAACUACAGUUCAUACGAAGGGGAAGGAUUAGCGGCUGUGUGGGGAGUGACACACUUCAGGGCCUACUUGCAAGGACAAAGAUACACGCUGAUAACAGACCACCAGCCACUCCUGUGGCUGAUGACCAACGGAUCCUUGACAGGGCGGAAUGCACGGUGGGCAAUGCGACUGCAAGAGUACGACUUCAUCAUCAAGCAUCGCGCAGGAAAGACGCUACAACAUGCAGACGGGCUGUCACGGAAUCCUCCCCCAGUGGUAGAGCAGAAAUGGGCAGCAGUGGCAGCGGAGGGAGAAGAGAAGGGAGAUGUGCAGGAGCUGAAGGAACAAAAGGCAGCGGAUAUUUGGUUAGAUAAGGAGACACUCCACUGGGUACAAGGGCUGACCGAAGACACUGCAGCAACACUCGCGCGAUUCGAGAAGGACGUGAAGCGAACCGACACCGGGUUCCUGGCGAUAGCAACAGAGGUAGAGAACGACGGAGAGAAGACCUCGGAACCUCCAGGAAAGAUCAAGGAAUUAUUGAAGGAGUUCCAAGAUAUUCUUCCGGACGAUCUUCCGAACGAGCUACCGCCAUACCGAACGCAUCAACACGAGAUCGUAGAGGAACGGGGUUCAAAGCCGACCUUCCGAGCACCAUAUCGGCUCAGCUCUACGGAGCUGACCGACAUGAAAAAACAUAUCGAGUAUCUCCUAGCCAAAGGACUCAUCCGACCAUCCACUUCGCCAUACGGUACCCCAGUACUCUUCACACCGAAACCGGACGGAAGCCUGCGCAUGUGCAUCGACUACCGAGCUCUUAACAAGCAGACCAUCAAGAAUAAAUAUGCGAUACCGCGAAUCGAUGACCUGCUUGACCAGCUUCGGGGAGCUACGGUAUUUUCCAAACUGGAUCUGCGGUCCGGAUACUGGCAGAUUCGGAUGGCGGACAACUCUAUCCACAAAACUGCUUUCCGAACUCGGUAUGGAUCGUACGAGUAUUUGGUAAUGCCAUUCGAACUCACCAACGCACCGGCAACAUUCCAAGCCGACAUGAACCACAUUCUAUGACCACUUUUGGACGAGUGCGUGGU